This is a messenger RNA of Chiloscyllium plagiosum (whitespotted bambooshark), 1608 nucleotides long. RefSeq names its product achaete-scute homolog 1-like. Gene Ontology annotation, biological process: sensory organ development; neuron differentiation; positive regulation of transcription by RNA polymerase II. Gene Ontology annotation, molecular function: DNA-binding transcription factor activity, RNA polymerase II-specific; protein dimerization activity; RNA polymerase II transcription regulatory region sequence-specific DNA binding. Lineage: Eukaryota; Metazoa; Chordata; Chondrichthyes; Orectolobiformes; Hemiscylliidae. Gene Ontology annotation, cellular component: RNA polymerase II transcription regulator complex. The record is from RefSeq and is a predicted model, not a curated record.
CCCCCCCGCCCCCCGCACCUCAUCCCGCGGGUCCAUGGAGCGGACGGCGGCCUCGCAGCUCAUGCCGUCCUCCUGUCAGUACCUGCUGGAGAGCCGGCCGCUUCCUUACAACAGCGACGGCGGCUCCCCGGCUUCGUCCCCGGACAGCAGCGGCGGCGGCACCACAAACGGAGGCGGGGGGAAAGGCGUCGCCAAGCCGGUGAAGCGGCCGAGGUCGAGCUCGCCCGAGCUGCUGCGCUGCAAGCGGCGCCUGAGCUUCACGGGUCUGGGCUACUCGCUGCCGCAGCAGCAGCCCGCGGCGGUCGCGCGGCGCAACGAGCGCGAGCGGAACCGGGUCAAGCUGGUCAACCUGGGCUUCCAGACCCUGCGGCAGCACGUGCCGAACGGCGCGGCCAACAAGAAGAUGAGCAAGGUGGAGACGCUGCGCUCGGCCGUCGAGUACAUCCGAGCGCUGCAGCAGCUGCUGGACGAGCACGACGCCGUGUCGGCCGCCUUCCAGUGCGGCCUGCCCUCGCCCACCCUAUCCCCCAGCUACUCCACCGACCUCAACUCCAUCCCCGCGUCGCCGCUCUCCACCUACUCCUCGGAUGAAGGAAGUUACGAGGCCCUGAGCCCCGAGGAGCAGGAACUUCUCGACUUCACCAGCUGGUUUGACAGGUACUGAAGCAGAUGUUUGAAGGGAAGCAUACCAAUACCUCUGCGUCACCAUUUCUGUCUAACAAGAGAUCAGAGCAAAGGAGAGAAGGAUGGCGCGUUUCUGUUUACCAAGAGUUUCGUUUCACUGCCAGCCUCCUGAGUGCUGAACACCGGGGACCACAGACUACUCAGGAAAACACAUUUUGAAGAUGCUUCCAAGAGAAAGCCACGAACAAUUAUAACUGAAGUGCAAUUAUGUAAAUAGCUCUCCCCCGUGAAUGGAGGGGACCAUGGAGAGCGGACUGACAGGGUACAGUCCUUGCGAUGCCUGUCUGAAAGGGGUAUUCUACAAUUUUUUGUGUAGCUAAUAUAGCUGUUAAAGGGUGUGGUAUUAAAAGGGAAUGUCUGAGUGGCAUAAAAGACAUCCGUCUGUCACAUACGUAUAUACCCUGUCGCCUUUGGGAGUCAAUUUAUAGAAAACUAACUUUAUACUGGGGUUUAGAGUGGAGAAGAAAACUACUUGAUGCUUCCGUACUUUGAAAUACUUUUUUUUCAUUCCAAUUGAUGUAAACAUUUCUAUUUUGUAUCUAUUCUUACUACAAGGAUUAUAUGAAGACUUAUUUUUGUAUAUAAAUGAAAGCAGAAUAAAAACGAGCAGUCCAAUAAAAUCAAGAUCAUUAACAUGACUUACUCCAACACUGCCACUAGCACAGUGUCAAAGAGUGCAAGAACAAAACAAUCCUUUUCUCCAUUGAAAUCUCAUUGUCAAUGAUGCUUAUCUAUGGUGUGCCUUGCAUUUCAUUUAUUGUAAUCUUGUUCUGCAGAGUUACCUAUCCGUUACCCUCCCCCAAUCCUUUCCGGUCUGAUUGAAGGUUGUUUUGAUGCAUGGGAAACACCAUGUAUGUGCACUUGCUGUGGUUACCUUGUUUGUUUUUACUAAACUUGUAUAUAAACAAUUUUUUAAAAAAGUAU